UAUGCGGGCAACACGAAGUACAACGAGUACAACAAGGGCGCGCUCGACGCCGUCGGCGGCAAGACGGCGGGCAUGACCAUGACCGUGUCGACGAUGCAGCUCGGCGUCUGCGCCGCCUACGCGAUCGUGCUCUGGGUGCUGAGCUUCAACCCCAUCAAGCUCUGCGGCCUCCAGACGCCGGACCGCCAGAAGCUGCCCGGCACGAAGUUCACGGACAUCCUCAAGACCAUCCCCGUGGGCUUCUGCGCGGCGGCCGCGCACAGCGCGUCCGUCUUCGCGCUCGGCGGCGACCGGCGCGGCGACCCGCUCUUCGGCCAGAUCGUCAAGGCCGGCGAGCCCGUGCUCAGCGCCAUCGUCAACACCAUCUUCUACGGCAAGCCCCCGAGCCUGCCCAAGUGGUGCUGCCUGCCCAUCAUCGUCGGCGGCGUCGCGUUCGCGUCGAUGAAGAAGGUCGAGGGCGCCUACACGCUCAAGUUCGACAUGACCGCGCUCCAGUUCGGCCUGCUGGCCAACGCGUUCGCGGCCUUCAAGGGCUCCGAGAACAAGAAGCUCAUGACGGACAAGGACAUCAAGGCGCGCUACGGCGGCGUCGGCAACCAGUACGCGGUCACGGAGAUCCUCGCGUUCCUCAUCUCGCUCCCGGUCAUGUUCUACACCGAGGGCGACAUGUGGCCCAAGUUCCUCGAGCUGCUCAAGACGUCCAAGGAGCUCCAGUUCAACCUCGCCAUGUCGGGCCUCGCCUUCUACCUCUACAACGAGCUCGCGACGAUGACGAUCAAGACGACGGGCGCGGUCACCGCGUCCGUCGCCAACACGGCGAAGCGCGUCAUCGUGCUCAUCUACAUGGCCGCCAUCACGGGCAAGGCCCUCACGGACGAGCAGAAGAUCGGCGCGGGCGUCGCCAUCGGCGGCGUCCUCAUCUACUCCGUCAUCGACGACCUCCUCGCGCCGAAGAAGAAGGCGGCCUAG
This is a messenger RNA of Aureococcus anophagefferens, 969 nucleotides long. RefSeq lists its product as hypothetical. The transcript has 2 exons. NCBI's taxonomy places the organism in Eukaryota, Pelagophyceae, Pelagomonadales, Pelagomonadaceae. Gene Ontology annotation, cellular component: Golgi apparatus. Gene Ontology annotation, molecular function: antiporter activity. The record is from RefSeq and is a predicted model, not a curated record. The annotation marks the transcript as partial.